AAAACAGAACAAAAAGGAAGUCAGGCUGCUAGCCUGCAGAGGGCCAUGUUGGCGUGGUUACCGUGGUAACCGGGAAAGUGCCUCCACUGAAACCAAUUGGAAGGCAGCCGCCGGUCAUAGGCAGCCCCCCCACCCCACCCAGCAGGAUAAAUCUUUGAUCUGUUUCGCUCUGCAAAGCCAUAAGCCAUGGUGAAGGACAAGAAAAAGAAGGAUAAAAAGGACAAGAAGGAGAAGAAGAAGAAGAAGAAAAGCACAUCACAGCUGGAACCUCAAACUUAUUUUCCCGAAGCUCUGCUGGCAUAUCAAAUACAGAUAAAGGAAGAGAUCAUCGAUGAGCUUCUGUUUGAAAUAAAGCAACUGGAAGAAAAGAAUGACAGAUACAACGAAAGGAAUCAGCACCUAAAGGAAGAACAGAUUGGGCACAUCCGGGCACUCCUUAUUAACUUGAAAGAACAGGAAAAAGAAUUAGAGAAAGUUGAGGUUGUUACCAGAGAUGAUGUAGAGAAAGCAAUGAAGGACAAGUGGCAGUAUGUUAAGGACCAGGAAAAGCUUAUUAAAGACAUGCGCCUCCAAAUACAUGCGUUUGAACAAAAGCUUCUGCAGAAACAAGCUGAGAUAGAUUACUGGCUGGAAUACAAAAACAAAGGGUGUGCUGAACAUGCCAAGCAGAUCCAGGUCCUGGAACAGGACAUCAAGAAACUGAAAGAAGAUCUUGAGGAAAUGACAGAAUAUUUUAGAAUUGCUCUGGAAGAAACAAAGGAAAAAAUUGACAAAUACACUCUGAAACAAAUGGAGCUGAAGAAGGAAUGGGCCACUGAGAAUGCUGUGAAGCACAUUGACCCAAUAAGCUGUAGGGAGAUUAAAGAAAAUGAGUGGCUAAAAGAAGAGGUUGCUGCUUACCGGAGGGAAGUGAACGAAAUGGAAGAUACUGCCCAUUCAUUAGAGAAGGAAAAUAUCUAUCUCAUCAGCAAACUCUUUGACCGUAGACUACAGCAUCUUAAAAUACCCAGAAAAUUAUUUCUUACUCAGGGAGCUGGCCUGCAGAUGUCUGAGGAAGAUAUGGACAAUAUAGGAUUUGGAGAUGAUACUUUUGAUGAGUUCUCCGCCUCUCAAGUCGUCCUUUCCCGGGCAAGGAGAAGAGACCGGAGGAUGCCCAAGGAUACAACAGCAGAGAGAGAGGCAAAGAGGAAAGAAGAUGAAGACAGCUUUGAACUGAUUUAUCUGCAUGGAGAGUCAAGCGUGCAAUUUCUACCUCCCAUCCUAUAUGAAGAUGCAGAUGAUUUCAAGGAGUACAAGCAGCUGGGUGAUUUGGAGGUGAAGCUCAUGAGCAUAGUGGGCCAAUCCAUGCCAAUCCAUCAAGAUAUUCAAGAAAUGCCAAGCAAAACCCAGAUUGAAGAGAGAUACGAUACCAGGCCAAACCACCACAUCACCUAUCGGAUGAUCAAAUCUGUAUUUCCUUGAAAGAGAGGGAAGAAAAGGUAGACUUUUUAAAAAAAAGACUUAAGUUGUUGAGGCUCAUUUUUGUGUGCAAUGUUGGUAGAUCACAUGAUUUAGAUCAUUUGUAGAUCACAUAAUAUAGAUAUUAAAACAAUUUAAGUUUGAUGCGUUACCACAAAUGCCUCCAUAGCAUAUACUGUUUUCACACAAUUCACAUGUCCGUAUGCAGGAUCUGAGUCACUAUUUCUGCCAGUUUGAUCUGCACGUUUCCUUCAUUAGAGUACUUUUGGAUUC
Messenger RNA from Hemicordylus capensis (graceful crag lizard), 1731 nucleotides. It is a transcript of the gene CCDC83, whose product is annotated as coiled-coil domain containing 83. The transcript is spliced from 11 exons. The record is from RefSeq and is a predicted model, not a curated record. Bases 187 to 1461 code for a protein of 424 amino acids. Lineage: Eukaryota; Metazoa; Chordata; Lepidosauria; Squamata; Cordylidae.